Molecule: messenger RNA, 2622 nt
Organism: Cadophora gregata
Lineage: Eukaryota; Fungi; Ascomycota; Leotiomycetes; Helotiales; Ploettnerulaceae
Exons: 4
Coding region: 1-2622 (873 amino acids)
Molecular function (GO): protein binding
Source: RefSeq, a predicted model, not a curated record
AUGGAUGUAUUCUCUGGUAUUGCCGGCACUGUCGGGCUGAUAGAUGUGCUCUGGAAAGUAUCCCACUAUCUGAGCAAUGUACGGAGUGCCUCAAAAACUAUCCAGAAAGACAUAGGUUCCCUAGAGGACGAGAUUCUUUUACUGAUAACGAUUAACGACACCAUCAAGAACUUGGAACCAACCGACGGAGUAGGUUUACAAGGAUCCCAGUCUGCCAAAGUGAGAGAGAUAUGGGACAACAUUAAAAGUACUCAAAAGGCCUGCGAGAAGACACUCUUGAGAUUGGAAGGCAAGCUCCGGUUCAUCAUUGAUGGGAAGGGCGAGGCAUCAAAAGGGGCCUCCUCUAGUGGUUCAGAGAAACUCGGAAGGUGUGAUACGGGCAUUGAUGAUGCAGAGAACGACCAAAGUGGCAGCGAGAAAGAAAGUCGAUCUUUCCAUUCCCCAGGCUCUGUUGCACCGGAAUCAGGCAAGCAAACCAUAUUGCAAGGUAUCAAACGAACAUUACGAAAACAAAGUCUUGAUCCUGAGAUCGCGAAGAUCCAACGUCAACUUCAAACUUAUCAGAUUAUCUUGUCGGCUAUGCUAACUGCCUUAAAUAUAAUAAGCACACAAGAUGGUCACCAAGAAAAUGGCAUGGCCAUUCGAAGUCUCUCGGAGAAAGAGGAUAGUAACCACCUUGCGUUGCAAGACCAGCUCAAGCAGCUGAUAGCCACAGCUAGAGAGGACCAUAGUACUGAACUUCAAGUGGCUAUGGCUACCAUCACCAAGAUGUCCAAGGGAACUCUGAAUAGGCACUUCUCGGUGCCCAAGCCUGUGGGCAGUUCCUACACCGGUCGUACUGCGUAUCUACAAGAACUGGCCAGCACGAUAGAGCAUAAUACCUCUCCCCAACAAUACUCCACACAAAAGCGGUUUGUGGUAGAAGGAUUAGGUGGCUCUGGGAAGACCCAGUUUUGCUGCAGGUUUGCAGAACUAAAUCGCGAGAAAUUCUGGGGUAUCUUCUUCAUUAAUGGGUCAUCACGCGAGACGGCAAAACAAAGCUUUAAGAGCAUCGCCGAAAGAGGAGGCGUGGCAGACAACGAGCGUGCUGCGAAAGACUGGCUUUCGAGCUUAAGCAUGGACCAACCAUGGUUGCUGAUCAUUGAUAAUGUAGACGAUCCUGACCUGGAAAUUGACGAGUUUUUCCCUGGAGGUGAACGAGGUUUCAUACUGAUCACGACUCGUGUGCGUGAGAACAUUAAACACGGUACCAUUGGCCGAAAGUGGUUCACUUUCAAUGAACUGGAGAAAGAGUCUGCCAUCGAGCUUUUGCUCAGGCGCGCGCGGGUGAAGGAGCCGUGGUCCGAAUCAACAAAAGCUUUGGCAGAUACAAUCGCGAAAGCGCUAGGUUAUCUACCGCUGUGUCUUGUCCAUGCCGCAACUGCUAUCUCGAAAGGCCUUUGCAAACUCCAUGAGUACUUGGGAUGCUUCCAGGAUGCUGUGGUAAGGUUGCGCAAAUAUUCAAAGAAGAAACAGCCAGCAGCAAGCGAUAAGACGAUAGACGUUUACCUCGGAGUGUACUCCUCGUAUGAAGUCCUCUACUCGAAGCUGGAGAAGACUCCGUCUGAAGAAAAUCAAGAUGCCAUUGAGCUUCUCAAAAUAUUUGCUUUCUUCGACCGCCAGAAUAUACGAUUUGAUAUGUUGAUAGCUGCUGCUGAAAAUCCAGGUUUAGAGGCAAAAGCCGAGAAGCAGGCGAGGAUGGGAAAGAAGGAGAAAGGGAUUAGGGACUCUUGGACUAUCUUCUUUCGAGAGCUGAUUUUUGCAUUGCGAACAGAAAUCUUAAAGGACCGCAGUUAUCCGGUACUGCCUGCGAUGCUACGAUUCGUCACGCAAAAUACUGACGAUGGCACGGCAGUCGAAACUUUUAGGAACCGGCUCCGGAUGGCUCUACUGGUGCUGCAACAAUGGUCAUUGGCAACACACGAUGAAGACCGCGAUAGCUACUCGAUACAUCCUCUCAUUCAUGAUUGGGUAAGGUCGAGGCCACAGAUGACCUUGGGAGAACAGGCAGCCUGGUCUCAAGCAGCAGCCAACACUCUUGAACAGUCGAUCAUACUACCAAUCAAUGGAAUAACAACCCCGAAGGAUGCAGACUUGCAAAGGAGUUCUUUGCUCCAUCUCAUUUAUCUUCGCGCUCGCAGACGCGAAAUGUUAGCUACGAUCGACAGUAAUGUCAAAUCACGGCGACUACCACGCAGCUUGCUCCCAGUCAUUACGUCAAAGCCCGACACUAUCGUCACUGAUCGGUCUCAAGCAAAGCAGUCAGCAAAAUUUAGCUACAUAUAUUUCCUCUGCGGUCGGUACAGGGAAGCACAGGUUCUUCAGGAAGCUGUAAGGGAUUACCUAGUACCCAACUUGGGCUUAGAGCACAGCCUAUCGAUGCGGGUUUCCCGCUUCUUAGCAACAACAUACUGGCUUGGCGGUGGUCGUUUCAAUGACGCAGCUGCAUUAACGGAGAAAAUACUUGACGCUGCAAUUAGGGAGCUUGGUGCCAUGAACGAGAUGACGCUAAGCCUCAUGGAUGAGCUAGGAGGGAUACGAAAUUUUCAAGGCCGCUUUCCCGAAGCCAAAGAACUUUUGUAA